Euleptes europaea (tarantolino) is the source of this 948-nucleotide messenger RNA. Its product is annotated as olfactory receptor 10R2-like. The transcript has a single exon. The record is from RefSeq and is a predicted model, not a curated record. Lineage: Eukaryota; Metazoa; Chordata; Lepidosauria; Squamata; Sphaerodactylidae. The coding region runs from base 1 to 948 and encodes 315 amino acids. Gene Ontology annotation, biological process: G protein-coupled receptor signaling pathway. Gene Ontology annotation, cellular component: membrane. Gene Ontology annotation, molecular function: olfactory receptor activity; G protein-coupled receptor activity.
AUGGAACGAGAAAACCAAAGCACGGUGACGGAAUUCAUCUUCGCCAGAUUCGCCAGCAUCCCAGAUCUGCAAACCCCGCUGUUUGUGGUGUUCUCCCUCAUGUACCUGGCCGUUGUGACUGGAAACAUUGUCAUCAUCAUCACAAUAAGGCGUGACUCCAGCCUCCACCCCCUCCCCAUGUACUUCUUCCUCGCCGUUCUCUCCAGUUCAGAAACUUUCUACACUUUCACCAUUAUCCCCAACAUGCUUGUAAAUCUUCUAAGAGAAAAAGCUACGAUUUCAUUCAUUGACUGUGCUGUUCAGAUGUGUUCGUUCCUGAGCUUUGGGUGUACAAACUGCAUGCUUCUCACCGUGAUGGGCUACGACCGCUACGUGUCCAUAUGUAAACCUUUGCAUUAUCCGGUUCUCAUGAAUCAGGGACUCUGUACUAAAUUGGUUGUCGUUUCAGCAUCAGCUGGUUGUUUUUUUUCUACCCUUGACACGAUUAUCAUAUUUACCUUGCCAUUCUGUGGGCCGAAUAAAAUCCACCACUUCUUUUGUGAUUUAGCACCUCUGCUCAGGCUGGCCUGUGGCCGAAAUUACAUCGGGGAAACGGUCAUUUUUAUUUUUUGCAUUUUGGUGAUAUUUUGCCCAUUCCUUCUGGUCCUGCUGUCCUAUCUUUUAAUCUUAAACACGAUCCUGAAAAUCCCCACCACAGACGGGAAGCGGAAAGCCUUUUCCACUUGCGCCUCCCAUCUCAUUGUGGUGGUUGUGCACUUUGGAUGUGCUUCCAUUAUUUACCUUAGGCCCCAAUCCAGGUACACUUUGAAUGAGGACACGUUUAUCUCCAUCACCUAUACACUGGUGACACCAAUGCUGAAUCCUGUCGUUUACAGCCUGAGGAACAAGGAUGUCCAAAUAGCUCUCAGGAAAUCCCUGGGCAGAAGCAUGUGCAGCUGGAAGAUGUGA